GCCUGCGUUCUGAACGGAGAAUGUGCAGUGCAGGAACCUGAAAGAAAGAGUUCAGCAGGGACGUUUAAUUCUGUUCGGGGAUUUCAGCUGGAGCCUUGCAGUGAUCCAGAAUUACCUUUCCUUAAGAAAAGUGUGUUCUUUCCAGGAGACGUCUGUCUGUGAGUUUGCAGGUUUCUGGUUGGUGUCUGAAAAGUGGAUGUGAUUUCUUACAAAGAAUUUGUGAGAACACAAAAUGGCUUUAGCUGGCUGUCCGGAUUAUUUUCUACACCAUCCAAAUUACCAGGACAAUGUAGAUCGGGCUUCAGAUCACAGGCCAACAGAUAUGAUUGGUCAAGGUUUCCAGCAGUCCUCUAAUCAGAAUUCUCAAAAUCAUCAAGAUGAUGAUGUUGACCUGGAAGCUUUGGUAAAUGACAUGAACUCAUCAUUUGAAAGCCUGUACUCAACAUGCAGCACCCAGUCAGAAUCGGCACCACUUCUUCAAAAUGGUCAGUUUGUCCGCAGCCACAUACAGACCUCAGGAAUAGCCCCUGUGCAGCCCACAUCCCCGAGACAGAAGGUGCGGCGCUCCCAGCCAGUGCAUAUCCUUGCAGUCAGAAGACUUCAGGAAGAGGAACUGCAGCUCCGUACAUCAUCCCUGCCAGCCAUCCCAAAUCCCUUUCCUGAGCUGUGCAGCCCGGCCAGCUCCCCUGUCCUGUCCCCUGGGUCUUUACCUCAGGACCAGCCUUCCGACAAAAAUAUUAUUAAAGUUUGUAGUGAAAACGGCACAAGCAAAGUAGUAGAGAUUCCAGCAGACAUGACGGCCCGAGACCUCUGCCAGCUGCUGGUGUACAAAAGCCAUUGUGUGGAUGACAACAGUUGGUCACUUGUCGAAUACCACCCUCAUCUUGGGCUAGAUAGAAGUUUGGAAGACCAUGAGCAUGUGGUUCAAGUCCAGUCUACAAUGGCAAGUGAGAGCAAAUUUGUGUUCAGGAAGAACUAUGCCAAAUAUGAAUUCUUUAAAAAUCCUGCGAACUUUUUCCCUGAGCAGAUGGUAGCAUGGUGCCAGGAAACCAAUAGCACUAUUCCACCAUCACAGCUCUUACAGAACUUCUUAAACUCCAGCAGUUGUCCGGAAAUUCAGGGUUUCUUGCACGUCAAAGAAUUGGGAAGGAAAUCCUGGAAGAAGCUAUAUGUGUUUUUAAGAAGGUCAGGGCUAUAUUGCUCUACAAAAGGAAACUCUAAGGAGCCUAGGCAUUUGCAGUUACUAGCUGAUCUCGAGGACAGCAACAUCUUCUCAGUUAUUACCAGCAAGAAGCUGUACAAUGCACCAACAGACUUUGGGUUCUGUAUAAAGCCCAACAAAGCAAGGAAUGAAACAAAAGAGCUGAGGUUGUUAUGUGCUGAAGAUGAGCAGAGCAGGACCUGUUGGAUAACCGCAUUCCGAGUCUUCAAAUAUGGAAUAUUGCUGUAUCAGAACUACAAAAUUCCUCAACAGGGAAAAUCUUUACUAUCACACUUCAUAACGCCAGUGAGAAGUGUAUCCGAAAACUCUCUGGUAGCCAUGGAUUUCUCAGGAAGAAUAGGAAGAGUCAUUGAUAACCCAGCUGAAGCACAGAGUGCAGCCAUGGAGGAGGGCCAUGUCUGGAGGAAACGAAGUCAGCGUAUGAAUGUCCUUGGAAGCCCAAGCCCCCUACAUACCAACGCACUAAACACAGUCAUUCACAGAACACAUCCAUGGUUUCAUGGGAGGAUCGCUCGAGAAGACUCUCAUAGAAUGAUCAUGCAACAAGGGCUAGUUGAUGGGAUUUUCCUUUUGAGGGACAGCCAAAGUAAUCCAAAGGCGUUUGUACUUACUCUGUGCCAUCAUCAGAAAAUUAAACAUUUCCAGAUCUUGCCUUGUGAAGAGGAUGGACAGAUCUUCUUAAGCCUUGAUGACGGAAGUACCAAAUUCAGUGACCUUAUCCAGCUUGUCGAGUUUUACCAGCUGAACCGAGGAGUUCUGCCCUGCAAACUCAAGCACCACUGUACAAUAGUGGCCUUAUGACCUUUGAUUUGACUUUGCCUAAAGACUGGAUUUCUGAAACCAUGAUUUUUUUUUUGUUUUGUUUUUUUUUGUUUUGUUUUCUUGUGGUAAGCUGUUGAAGAAUCAGUGGAUCAGAGACCGAUCUGGGACCUUCAGUAAUCUGUGAUUUAGGAUACUAAUAACCAUGUCGUCAUCAUCAAAGAUUGCUUGCGUGUUUUUUUUAAACACUGAUUAUUAUUUGACAAUAAUCGACUGGCAAAUAGAGCACAUUUUAAUGAUCAUGGUUUGGAACUGCAUUGUAUGACCCAAGAGCUUGAGUGUAUUUUAUUGUUGCAUUUUCUUGCACAAUCAACUGGAAAUAAUCAUCAAGCUGGGCUACUAAUAAUAAAAAAGCAUGAAGAGAAUUGUUCUGGAAAUAUAAAUUUUCCCCUGGAAUAUUCUUCACAUUAGGAAAUGUCUGUUUACGAAGACUUUUUUUUUUUUUUUUAGGGUUUUAUUUUUUGCACUCCGGAACUAAACACAACCUUUCAGCUAACGUAACAAUGCAACUCCUGCAGCACUUUCUCUUUUUCUAAAUUUAAAGCUACUGUGAGAAGGGCUUCAAAGUUAAUUGAAUUUUAAGAGAACCCGGCCAUGAGAAAUUGCAGUCAAGACUAUUCUGUGGGAAAUGUUCUACAAACACCGAACAUCAUGCAGCCAUAUUAAGUGUUUAGUAAAUCAAUGGAAUAAGAGAAAGGAAAUGCCCUGUGACAACAAAUUGCAGUUUUGUUUUUAUUUGCAAGCAGCUCAAGAAGCACAAACAAAAGAGCAAUGUCAUGAAGCAAGACGUCUCACUGCAGCUGUUGGCUUACCAGUUCAGUGGUCUUUCAGACAAUGCAGAAUUAAACCCUUUCAAUAUGGUAGGAUCUACCCGGGUCAGAACCUACCCGAGCAGGACCCGGUGUGAUGCGAGUCGGGUACGCGAUUUCAUGCUGCUUUUGAUAAAGCAGGGUUGAUCUGGGCUGACGGAUACAAGUAAACAAUGUGUGUAUGAAUGCCCUGGAAACAGCUUGUUACUGACGCUUCCAUUUGAGCAUCUCCUGGAUUGAACCGUCGGCCCAAAUGUUGAUU
Polyodon spathula (Mississippi paddlefish) is the source of this 3112-nucleotide messenger RNA. RefSeq names its product growth factor receptor-bound protein 10-like. The transcript has 17 exons. Bases 233 to 2023 code for a protein of 596 amino acids. NCBI's taxonomy places the organism in Eukaryota, Metazoa, Chordata, Actinopteri, Acipenseriformes, Polyodontidae. Gene Ontology annotation, biological process: negative regulation of Wnt signaling pathway; insulin receptor signaling pathway; negative regulation of insulin receptor signaling pathway. Gene Ontology annotation, molecular function: insulin receptor binding. The record is from RefSeq and is a predicted model, not a curated record.